AUGUUUAACUCAGAUGAUCCCCCUUUUUCAUUGAAUAGUUUGUUUUUUGUAAGACCAGAUCAAACUGAACAGUAUGCUGAUGAUAAAAAGUCAUCCUGUUGGUUUCUCCCACCUGCUCCAUUGAUUUCUGAAAUUCCAGGUACUCAAGUGUUACAAGAAGAAUUAGAAAGAUUUAAACCACUAGAGCAAACCAAGAGUAAGGAAAUGUUUACCUCACAUUUGAAGACACCUAGUGAAGCUACAAACUGCAUGUCACCAACACAUGAAUUCCAGUUUGAUUUUUACUCCAACAAAAGCAGAGAAAUGAAGUUAAACUUAGGAAUCACAGAUAAGGACUAUUUGCCAGCUGGUUCUGCGAAGCUGAGUUAUGGUUCUGUACAUCAGUAUCAAAAUCAGACUGGGGCCACAGAGCUAAGUCAAAGUAUUAUUUCAGGCGAUAGAACAUUCCUUGACUUCUCAGAAGAGGAGAAAAAUGAGACUAUUCCUUCAACAUUCCGAAAAAGAUUAUUUAAAACAUCUAACUGUUCACAUAGAAAUGCAGAUUGCAUCGGUGGUCCUGCUUUGGAUUUUCACAUUGACCCAAUGGAAAACCUCAAAACUAAGAUGAACAAAGAGGAAUUAUGGAAGAAUAGUGUUAGUAAGCAGAAGCCGCUGUAUUCAGAGGUUAACCUGUUUACUACAAAGGACGCUCUCUUUGCUUCUGACAUUGGAAAAGCCAGUUUCAAAGCACAAAAUUUAACAAAUACUCCAGAGCCUUUUGGUAUUCAAGGGACAACAGACAAAGAUUUUUGUUCCUUGAAGUCUGUUACAGAAAUCCCUGCACAAUUUAGAAGCAUUUUCAAAGAAUUUCCAUAUUUCAACUAUAUACAAUCUAAGGCUUUGGAUGAUCUUCUUUAUACAGAUAGGAAUUUCGUAGUUUGUGCUCCAACUGGUUCUGGGAAAACGGUAAUAUUUGAACUUGCUAUAACAAGAUUAUUAAUGGAAAUUCCACUACCCUGGUUGAAUAUUAAAAUUGUUUACAUGGCACCAAUAAAAGCUUUGUGUAGUCAGCGCUUUGAUGACUGGGAAAAAAAAUUUAGACCCAUAGGAUUGAUUUGUAAAGAACUCACUGGAGAUACAGCCAUGGACGACCUGUUUGAGAUUCAGUGUGCCCAUAUUAUUAUGACAACCCCGGAAAAAUGGGAUAGCAUGACUAGGAAGUGGAGAGACAACUCGUUGGUCCAGUUGGUACGACUCUUCCUCAUUGAUGAGGUACAUGUUGUGAAAGAUGAAAAUCGUGGUCCAACUCUCGAAGUUGUGGUCAGUCGAAUGAAAACUAUGUCUUCUUUAUCUCAAACCUCAGAAAAUUCCAGCACUGCUAUUCUGGUGAGAUUUGUGGCUGUGUCUGCAACAAUUCCAAAUGCAGAAGAUGUUGCCGAAUGGCUUUCAGAUGGCAAGAGGCCUGCUAAGUGCUUGAAAAUAGAUGAGAAUCACAGGCCAGUGAAACUCCACAAAGUCGUCCUUGGAUUUCCAUGGAGUAAUAACCAGACUGAAUUUAAGUUUGAUUUAUCUCUCAAUUACAAAGUUGCCAGUGUCAUACAGACCUACUCCAAUCAGAAGCCAACUCUUGUGUUUUGUGCCACAAGGAAAGGGGUGCAGCAAGCAGCUUCAGUUCUCUCAAAAAAUGUUAAAUUUGUCAUGACAAUGGAACAGAAACAAAGGUUACAAAAUCUUACACAUUCCGUAAGAGAUUCCAAACUGAGAGAUCUCUUAACAUGUGGUGUUGGUUACCAUCAUGCUGGUAUGGAGCUAUCAGACAGAAAAAUUGUUGAGGGAGCAUUUACAGUUGGAGACUUACCAGUCCUUUUUACUACCAGUACCUUAGCAAUGGGAGUAAAUUUGCCAGCCCAUCUAGUAGUUAUAAAAUCCACAAUGCACUACGCUGGAGGAGUGUUUGAAGAAUACAGUGAAUCAGAUAUUCUGCAAAUGAUUGGUAGAGCUGGCCGUCCUCAAUUCGACACAACAGCCACUGCAGUUAUCAUGACUAGGUUAAGUACAAGGGAGAAGUACGUGCAGAUGCUAACUGGCACGGACACCAUAGAAAGCAGUUUGCACAGGCACCUAAUUGAGCAUUUAAAUGCAGAAAUAGUGCUGCGUACCAUCACAGAUGUCAAUGUAGCUUUGGAAUGGAUACGAUCAACCUUGCUUUACAUCAGAGCCUUGAAAAAUCCAGCUCAUUAUGAUUUUCCGUCUGGACUGGACAAAAGUGGAAUUGAAUCAAAAUUACAAGAAUUGUGUUUGAAAAAUUUGAAUGAUUUAUCUUCUGUCAACCUGAUAAAGAUGGACGAAGAUGUUAAUUUCAAAUCAACUGAAGCAGGAAGAUUAAUGGCAUGGUAUUAUAUCACAUUUGAGACAGUGAAGAAAUUUUGUGCAAUUAAGGGAACAGAAACUUUAUCAGAACUGGUCACAAUGAUAGCCGGCUGUAAAGAAUUUCUAGGUAUACAGUUAAGAAUAAAUGAAAAGAAAACACUGAACACUCUAAAUAAAGACCAAAACAAGAUAACUAUCAGGUUUCCAAUGGAAGGAAGAAUAAAAACAAGAGAAAUGAAAGUAAAUUGUCUUAUUCAGGCUCAUCUUGGAUGCCUUCCUCUUCAGGACUUUGCUUUGACACAAGACACAGCCAAGAUUUUCAGAAGUGGCACGAGAAUUACAAAAUGGUUGUCAGAGUGCCUGGCAGCACAAGAAAAGAAGUUCGCAGUCCUCUUAAAUAGUUUAAUUUUAGCUAAAUGCUUUCGGGCUAAACUUUGGGAAAAUUCUCUGCAUGUAUCCAAACAGCUGGAAAAAAUUGGUGUAACAUUGUCAAAUGCAAUGGUAAAUGCAGGUCUGACUUCCUUUAAGAAAAUAGAAGAUAUCAAUGCUAGAGAACUUGAACUGAUUUUAAAUAGACAUCCUCCUUUUGGAAACCAAAUCAAAGAAACUGUGAUCUAUCUGCCAAAAUAUGAACUUGAAGUUGAGCAGAUUUCAAAAUAUAGUAACACAGUCGCUGAAAUCUUAGUGACUGUCUUCCUAAGAAACUUUGAGCAACUUCAGACUAAAAGAACAGCACCAGAUUCUCACUAUGUGACGCUGAUAAUAGGAGAUGCAGAUAACCAAGUGGUUUUCAAACAUAAACUUAUGGAUUCUGUUUUGCUAAAAACCGGAAAUUGGACCAAAAAAAUUGAUGUUAAAAGAGCUCUUCAAUCUGAAGAACUUAGCAUUAAUCUAAUUAGUUCUGAAUAUGUAGGACUUGAUAUUCAACAGAAGUUUACAGCCUUUUACUUAGGACCCAACAGACUUGAAAAUCAAAUAGUUAUGCAAAGAAAUUUAGAAACAGAGACACAUUCAAGAUAUUCAGAUGGCUCUCCAAGAGAAGAUGCUAGUACAGGAAGCACCUGCAACAGAAAGAAUACUUGCAAAAUAUCUGGAAACAGAGACUGCCAUCAUCACUGUAAAAAUAAAAAUACGUGUGGACAUGAUUGCUGUAAAAUUGGAGUUGCACAAAAGUCAGAAAUGAGAGAGUCAACAUUUUCUUCCUAUCUAACUGAUUUAAGACACAGGGAUGCCAUUUCAUCUGUUCCUCCAGUUAAACGCCUCAAGAUGCAGAUAAAUAAAUCUCAAAAUGUGGAUCUUAAGAAAUUUCGUUUUACUCCAAGACCUUUGCUUCCAGUUUUUCCAAGGUCAAAAUGUACACAAAUUUCUGCAUCCUCUUUAGUGAAAAAAUGGGAUUCUCCUGAAGUCUAUGGAAAAGUGAGAGAGGAGCCAUUCACUUGGGAAGACUUUUCAGAUUCUUUGAAUGUGAACUUCGAAUUGGGAGAUGAAGUUUGGGAUGAUUUCAAUGAUGAAAAAUUAAUAAAUGCAAGUAACUUCUUAACCCACAUGGAGAACACUGAAAUGCCAGCUUGUGUACAAACAUUAGUGGCUAUGGAUGAAAAGGUAGAGAAAUUCUAUGAAGAACCUGAUAAGACUCUGGUCAAAUGUCAUGGGAGCAAUGCAGUAAUGCUGACCCUAUCAGCUUGGCAAGAUGGCAGCAUCCAUGUGGAGGACAUUAGGGAAUUGCUUUGGGGACAAUGGUACAGGGAAGGAAGUCUCCAACCUGGGCUUAAAUCUCAAGCCCUGGGGAUCCAAGAGUACAGAAAUCCAAGCCAGGUGUUGCAGCCAACCCGGUCUCAACACCUGGAGGAACAGACACUGAUCUGGGACUCCAGCCCAGUGACAGCCAACAGUGAUGUUGCCCUUGGAUAUGAACUUGGCGGGACUGAUGCUGUCAAGGAACUGUGCUGA
Molecule: messenger RNA, 4299 nt
Organism: Trichosurus vulpecula (common brushtail)
Lineage: Eukaryota; Metazoa; Chordata; Mammalia; Diprotodontia; Phalangeridae
Gene: HFM1
Product: helicase for meiosis 1
Exons: 39
Coding region: 1-4299 (1432 amino acids)
Molecular function (GO): ATP binding; nucleic acid binding
Source: RefSeq, a predicted model, not a curated record